AUGGUUCAGCAAGAAGGUCACAGAGCUAGUUCUCCGGAGGGCAUUCCCGGUCUUCGGGAUCCUAGAAAGUUUUCAACUAAAGGAGAAUCACUAUAUGAAUUACUUGAAAUACCAAAAGAUGCAUCUCCCGAGGAUAUUAAAAGGGCUUAUCGAAGGCUUGCCCUAAAAUGCCAUCCUGACAAAAAUCCAGAUGAUCCAAAGUCGAGCGAAAAGUUCGCCGAAAUCAACAGAGCCAACGUGAUUCUGACUGACCCAAAGAAGAAGGAAAUCUACGAUAAGUAUGGAUCCUACGGUAUAUAUGUCAGUGAAACUGUCGGUGAAGAUGCUGCUAUGACGUAUUUAAAGUUAAACAACCCUUGCCUAAAGUGUCUACUAGUGACGUGUUUCUUUUUAACCGGUUGCUGUUGUUGCCUUUGCUGUUGCUUCUGUUGUUCUUGUUGCAGAAAACAAAGUUGUGAAUUUGAAGACGAGCAAUUAUACGAAAUGGAACGAGAAGAUUCAGAUAACGAUAGGAACCGAACAAAUGACAAUAACGAAGGUGGUUACAACUACAACAGCCAACAAUCGAAUCCCAUUUCCUCAGAGCCGAUUCCAUUAGGUCCACCACAGGAGUACUCAUAG
Molecule: messenger RNA, 621 nt
Organism: Rodentolepis nana
Lineage: Eukaryota; Metazoa; Platyhelminthes; Cestoda; Cyclophyllidea; Hymenolepididae
Source: the annotation of a GenBank genome assembly